AUGAUAAAGGAAGAAGUAAUACGUCAGUGGAGGCAGCAUCUUAGUGACAAACCUCAAACUUUUGAAUUUGAUCAGCAAGAGGUGAAGUCGGUCUUCCAAAAACUUAGUAAAAAAUAUAUCGAUCCUUCUGUAAAUGAUGAGGAGGAAGGAGUUGAAGGGAUACAGACUAGAUCUUCAGAAACAGCUUUCCUUAAGGAAGACCUUGUAGUUCCAACCACUCAGGAGCUUGGAGGAAAUUCAGGACUCAGUUCUAUAAUGGUGACUGACAGGAAUGAAUUAAAUUCAAACAUGUUUGAAGCUCUUAUAAGAACACUUGCAAGCAAGAAGCAAUAUUCUCUAUAUUUACAAACUCUUCUAAGUGAAGAUGUAGAUGGUUUCUAUGCAGGAACAGAAUUAGGUCAUGGGUCUGAUAUAUACUCAAUUCAAACUGAGGCAGUGGUUGAUCCUGACUCUAAGAUUCUCACAGUAAAUACCCCAUCUGUAACCUCGAUUAAGCUCUGUACUGCAGGAAAUAUUUUGACUGCUUCUCAUGUUGUUUUUCAAGCUAGGUUAGUUUGAGGAAAGAAGGAUUAUGGAGUCCAUUCUUUCCUUGCAAGAAUCAGACACCCAGAAACUAAGGAACUUUUUGAGGGACUCGAAGUAGGAAGAUCGUAUCAUAAACUCAGCAUUGCAUCACAGUAUGCAUCUUAUUUGAAGUUUACCGAUUUUAAGCUUCCAAGAGAUGCCUUACUUUCUCGGUUUAUUACUAUCUCAAGCAGUGGGAGAAUCGAGAUAAUGGGAGACUCUAGAAAUGCAAACUCGACAAUGAAUGAAAUCAGAUGCACCCUCAUCCGUGAAUCUUGGAUCCAGUGCUUUAGUAUCCUCAAGAAGAGCCAGAUGAGAAUGAAGAUGACUGAAAGCCACCAAGCAAAACAAAGGGCUGUAUCUCUGACUGCUCUUGGAUAUGCUUCAUUCUUAACAUGGAAUUACAGUUUAAUUAAUAUGGGUGAACAGGUUAAAGAAUUCUUACCAAUUCUUCCCAACCUGAAAUCAUUCAUCUACGAUGAGUUAUGAUCACUAACCCAAAAUGUCUUGGAGUUCCAAACCAGUGGUUCAACUCUAGGCUCCAUCAACAUGUGGAGCCAGGUUGAGAUCUCUCCUCCUAAGCUCAACAUAAAAGGGAGUGGCUAUACCUAUUUUCAGGAUACAACGAAAUAUAUUUUCAAAAAGUUGAGCAAAAUUAUGAUUGGCUCUGAAAUUAAGGGAUUUUUCAGCUAUCUGCAAGAUUUCUUGCAAUUUGUUGAAAACCCUCCAAAGAUUCGUUUCCGCCAUACUGUAGAAAGCUUGCUGAACAUUAUAAAAGCAUCCCUUCUUUUGCAAAUCAAAGAGACAGGAGAUUUGCUGAAAAAGAAGAGUCCUUACUCAAUGGAUGAGAAAUGGAACAAGGUCUAUUUCAUUGAAGUUAACAAAACUGCUAAAUUAAAUGCUGUUUAUUUGACCUCGAAGAUUUUCUAUGACCAGAUCCAGAGCUUAAAGGUCUCAGAUGGCUUAUACUAUUCUUUGAUGAGACUCUGAAAAAUCUAUUGCUGCAGGAUGGUCCUUAUAUAUUGCGACAAUGUCAUCUUACAAGGAGUUUUAGAUUCUGAAAAUUUAAUAAACAUCAAAGAAUACAUGGAAACUCUCAUUGAUGAUGCUGUGCCUUCUAUCUAUGAGCUUAUUACUCCAUCUCCAGCAGAAGGGAUCAAGUAUAAGCAAAGAAGUCAUGAAAAUGAAAUCAUCUCAGAUAUAUCCAAGAGUUACAAUGGUAAUUCUGCUGAUAAGAUCAUUAAAAAUCCAGGUCAAGCUGGUACAAUUCCUGGAGCUCUGAAGGAGAAACUGGCUUUAAGGAUUACAAGUAAAAUCUAAUUUAUUCUUCC
Messenger RNA from Moneuplotes crassus, 1895 nucleotides. The record is from the annotation of a GenBank genome assembly. NCBI's taxonomy places the organism in Eukaryota, Ciliophora, Spirotrichea, Euplotida, Euplotidae.